AUGGAGCUACUGAAACAUAUACAAAGGUAUUUUGUAGGUGAAGCCAAGUUGUCAGGGAAGUUCGAUAUUAUCAGAAUUGACCUGUGUGCAUCAGAACAAUACAAGUCUAUGGUCCUUGCAGGACAACGCCCAGAAGUUGUUUUAGAAAUUGCAUCCAGAGCAAUAGCCUUCUGGACAUACCAGACACAUCAAGAAAAGAUGUAUCAAGAGCACAUCGGCUGCAAGGCGAAGGAGAGGAGUCAGCAGUUGGAACAAUAUUAUGGGCAACUACUCACGAAAGUGCAAGCUGAACACAACACAUUGACAUCCCAACUGAAAGCUAGUAAAACGGAGGUAGAACAGCUUAAGACUCGAUACAAUGAAGUCCAGGAGAAAAUGAUGGAGAGAAACAGACAAUACCAGAAACUGCAGACUAUGUAUGAAGCACUUCGAAGGAAAUGCAUCACACCUCAUUCCUUUGACCAGUCCGAGGGUCAGUUAACCCACAGUAACACUCCACGCCAACAGUUUGGCAUGCCACUAACAUCUAUUAAAGAUGUGAUGCGUGCUCCCACCAGUGCUGCUCAGCUGUCUCCAUACGGCCUCGUAUCUCCGUCACUGCCCCAGCAUAGGAAUCCUCAGCACAUAAUUACUCCUAAUGUACCUUCUCCAUACGGAGUGUCUCCACGUACAGCACAACGAGAAUACCUUGCCAUGUCAGUCUCACCAAUGUCCAUAGGGGACCACGCUCGAGCAGGAAUCUCUAGUGCCCAGCGUACGAUGCACCCAAGCAGGUUCAUUAUCUCCCCUCCCACUGACAGGAGGUAGAAUUCCAGUCACCGUUCUAGAAUUUAAUUCAAUUUAUUUCAAUUCAAUCACUUUAUUUACAUUUAUGGCAAUUACAUUUUGAAUGUAUCAUAUUCAUAUUGGUUAAGCAAAUUAGUUGACAAAGCUGAUAAAUUUAAAGAAAUGAAACUACAUAAAUAGAAGUGAUGGAGUGAGAAAUUACAAUUCAGUUUUCCAGUAGAUUACAAAAUAACCCAAUGAUGAGAAAAUGACAUGAUAAUAAAUAAUAUAUAAUAAGUGAAACCCGAGUAAGUAACUUUUCCUUGGUUUACUUGACAAUAUAUAACAAUUAUAGUAACCAUGACAUAUUUUAAUUAAAUACUGCGAACACAACAAAAGAUUGAACAUUUUGCACACACACACAAAGAGAUGGAGAGAUACACGCGCAC
Messenger RNA from Priapulus caudatus, 1214 nucleotides. RefSeq names its product E3 ubiquitin-protein ligase CCNB1IP1-like. The transcript is spliced from 9 exons. Lineage: Eukaryota; Metazoa; Priapulida; Priapulimorpha; Priapulimorphida; Priapulidae. Gene Ontology annotation, biological process: reciprocal meiotic recombination. Gene Ontology annotation, cellular component: synaptonemal complex. The coding region runs from base 1 to 807 and encodes 268 amino acids. Gene Ontology annotation, molecular function: ubiquitin protein ligase activity. The record is from RefSeq and is a predicted model, not a curated record.